GAGAGUGAGAGAGAGAGAGAAAAGUCCUUUUUAUAGAAGUGCACAAUGUUUAAUUUUAAUGACAUGUCUAUUUAAACGUCUCUGUGGUGCAAAAACAUUGCGUGGUUCCAUAUUACAGCCUAUGAGAGGUCUGCGUCUCGAGUACGCGCUCUACGUUCAAAGCGUCGCGACGCGGUUGCAUUCGAAAAAUUUUGCCAGUGUCUUCGUGGCGCGUGAUCCUGUUCGGAUCGUUUUUCCUGGUGCGUGAAAAAAAUACACCCUCUCAUUCAUUCUAUAUAAAAUAUUAAAUAAAAAAAAAAAAACUUGUGAACUUAAAUAUAAUAAUAAAAAAAAAUCUCCCUUCAUUUAUUUAAAAACGAAAAAAUAAAUUCAUUGUGAUAUCAAGCACUUGUUCUUCAUGACAAACAAACACAUACAUACAUCUGGAUUUCAUCUCCUAUAUAAAUAAUUCACAUAUAUCAUUCGUUCUGCAAAAUAAAAAAAUUUUAUGUGGUGAAAGUGACGAAUAUGGAUUACAUUACAAUUUUGAUGAUUAAAUGAAAGAUUAAUCUUCUCAGCCAGAGAAAAGGAAAAAGAAGAUUGAACGUGAUAAAAAUUUACAAUCACAAUCGAUAUAUUGUAAUUGCAGUGUGCAAAAAAGAAAUAAAAAUUUAUGAAAGUCUAUAAAAAAAAAAACCGCUAAUGAAAUGUAAAUGUUUAUAUAAUCUCUAAUUUUUAUAUUUUACUUAAACGAGCUUUAUUAACGUCUUGUGGAUUUAAAAAAAAAAAAAAAAUUCUUUCUCCCCAAGGAUUUUCUUAAAAAAAAAGAAGAAAAAAAAAAGAUUUUAAUAAAUCCAAACAUAAGACCUAAAUUUUUUCCAAAAUGAUGAAAAACAUCACAAAGUAUCGCCAACGGGGAAUGAAGAACAAAAGAGAAUGUUUUAUAAUAAGAAAAUAUGAACACAUUGUACUAUUUGAAAGACGCGUUAUUUUUUGCUGAUGGCAUAUCAAUUUUGAUUCUUCAAGACGAGAGAGAGAGAGAAAAAAAAAAGAUCACUAAUUAAAUAUUAAUUUUUUCAAAAAAUAAAAUUAAUUUUCAACUAAUAUGAAAUUUUUAAUUCAACUGAAAAAUUAGAUUAAAAAUUUAUUCUUAAUAAAAUUAAUUAAUUUUGUCAAAUAAAUUUUUUUUUUCUUUUUCUAUUUUAUCAUAGAAUUGUAUAUUAAAAAAUAUAGUUUUGAGAUUUUCGACGAUUUGAAAGACAGUCAUGUGUGUUUUAUUUGGAAAAAAAUCAUUCAUCUUUCACGAAUAAGCUAUGAAAACAAUAAAGGGUGAACGAGGGGUGUAUUGUUGGGAGAAAAGUGAGAGAGAGGAAAGAGAGCCUUGUUAAAGCCGACAGUGCAUGAAACGGAAGUGGAAGUGAGCUUCGAUGGUGAAGCUAACCACUGCAUUCAACCAACCACCACCACUGCUCUUCGAUUGGUUUCCACAGAACAGAGUUCUACUUUCUAGGAACCGCGAAUGUCGAUCUACUCUUUCGAACUAAUGAAAGAAUUUCACUACAAUUAUCACAACGAAUUUUCACUGGAAAAUAAAAAAAAAAAAUAAAUAAUUUUUAUUUUCAAUUAGAAAAAAAAAAUGAUAUUUUCCCAAAAAAAAAAAUUUCCAAAUCUUAUUUAUUAUAUAAUAAAAAUAUCAUAUUCUCUAAUAAAUAUUUAUCAAAGAACUAUGUAAAUUUAAGAGAGAACGAAAAAGGGGUCUUUACCCCCCCCCUCCCCUCAAAGUAAUGAUUAGAAAAAAAUUCCCCUAAAAUAAUAAGUAAAAAAAAUAAAUUGUUGUAAAUUGUUCGAAAAAGAAUGAAAGAAAUCGACUAACGAACUAAAGAAAAGUGUGUUUUUUUUUUUCUAUAUAUAUAUAUAUAUAUAUAUAAAGUGUUCGUGAUGCAGUCACUCGAAGAACUAUUUUUUUCAACGGAAUUCCCAUUGAAUUUAACAUCAUCGUGGAUUGUGGGAAAUGAAAGUUUUUACAGAAAUGACACAAAUUUAACUGACUUGGAUGAUGAUGGCAAUCAAUUUAUUUUACCAUGGUGGAGACAAAUGAUUUGGACAUUAUUGUUCGCGGGAAUGAUUGUCGUUGCAACUGGUGGUAAUCUUAUUGUCAUUUGGAUUGUAUUGGCACACAAAAGAAUGCGAACUGUCACUAAUUAUUUUCUUGUGAAUUUAAGCAUUGCCGAUGCAAUGGUCUCAACGUUAAAUGUCAUUUUUAAUUAUACAUAUAUGCUCAAUAGUCAUUGGCCAUUUGGAAAUUUAUAUUGUAAAAUUAGCCAAUUUAUUGCUGUUGUUACAAUUUGCGCCAGUGUUUUUACAUUAAUGGCCAUUUCGUUUGAUAGGUAUAUGGCUAUAAUGAAUCCUCUCAAGCCUCGCUUAGGAAGAAAAGCCACUCUCUGUAUAGCGCUAGCCAUUUGGAUAGUGGGAGUUGUUUUAUCUUUUCCCAUGUUACUUUUCUUUAGAACAUUUACACAUACUUUCACAAAUGGCGAAGUUCGAGUGAUAUGUUAUAGUCAAUGGCCAAAAGAAAGCCAUGAAUAUUUAUACAAUGUAAUUUUUAUGAUUCUUACGUACUUUUUACCAAUUGGUUCGAUGACUUUCACGUACGCAAGGGUUGGCUUGGAAUUAUGGGGUUCACAAAGUAUUGGGGAAGCUACCCAAAGACAAUUAGAUAAUAUAAGAAGUAAAAGAAGGGUCGUGAAAAUGAUGAUUGUCGUGGUUGUCAUCUUUGCGGUAUGUUGGUUACCAUUUCACAUGUACUUUAUAAUAACGUCAUAUCUUCCGGAAAUCACGACCGGUCCAUACGUUCAAGAGAUCUAUCUAGCUAUAUAUUGGUUGGCCAUGUCUAAUAGCAUGUACAAUCCUAUAAUUUAUUGUUGGAUGAAUUCCAGAUUUCGUCGAGGAUUUGCGCAAUUCUUCUCAUGGUGUCCAUGGGUGCACGUCACCCCGGAACCAACAUUAUCACGAUCGGAAGCUGUGACAUCGCGUUAUGGCUGCGUUGUAAGUCCGGAUUCACAACUAAGGAUCUCACGGAACGGUAAUGUACGAAUUCCUCGAUCUCGUGACAGAAGAUGGAGAAACGCUCAUCAUCCAGGACAUGUUUCUUGACAAUUAGAGAAUUCAUCGCAGCAACAAC
This is a messenger RNA of Leptopilina boulardi, 3160 nucleotides long. RefSeq names its product tachykinin-like peptides receptor 99D. The record is from RefSeq and is a predicted model, not a curated record. Gene Ontology annotation, molecular function: tachykinin receptor activity. Gene Ontology annotation, cellular component: plasma membrane. The transcript has 8 exons. Bases 1918 to 3132 code for a protein of 404 amino acids. Gene Ontology annotation, biological process: G protein-coupled receptor signaling pathway. Lineage: Eukaryota; Metazoa; Arthropoda; Insecta; Hymenoptera; Figitidae.